Tarenaya hassleriana is the source of this 2155-nucleotide messenger RNA. RefSeq names its product DUF21 domain-containing protein At5g52790. The transcript has 13 exons. The coding region runs from base 438 to 2105 and encodes 555 amino acids. NCBI's taxonomy places the organism in Eukaryota, Viridiplantae, Streptophyta, Magnoliopsida, Brassicales, Cleomaceae. Gene Ontology annotation, biological process: magnesium ion homeostasis. Gene Ontology annotation, cellular component: intracellular membrane-bounded organelle. The record is from RefSeq and is a predicted model, not a curated record.
GUGUCCUAGUUUGGUUCUUCUUGUUGAUCCUACAAUUUUGAUUGUUUUUUUUUUGGAUAACCGAGCAUCAUGGGCCGAAACCCAGACUAAUCUCGGUGCCGAGAGCCAGCCAUGUGAUUUGAAUUAUACGCUCCCUCCCCAAACUUGAGGUUCGAACUCGAGACGGGACAGACGCUUUGCGCCCCCGUUCCACCGGUUGAACUACCCAAGUUUGGGCUACAAUUUUGAUUGUUCCUACCAUUAUUAUGUAAAUAUUUGUGUAUAUACACAAAUAUGUAGAAAACCUAAGCUAAAUCCUGUGUAUACACAAAUACUAUAUUACCCUUAUAACCAUCUGUACCAAUGGAUGCUUUCGGUGUAGGUGAUGGUGAUUCUAGGACAUAAACAUAGUUUUUUUUUUUUGAAGUUUUGGAAGUUGGUUCUUGGAUUUGGGUCUCAUGGUGAAGCAGUUGGUAUAUUAUGUCAUCCUUUGCUGCUAUUUAGUUCAUAGUUCUCUCGGUCUCAACACUCAUAUCAAACAAACAUCUGUUUUGUCCUUUGAGCCUUCAAAUGAUCUAACUUGUCUAAAAACUAAGAACAUGGCAGCAAACGAUGUACCUUGUUGUGAAACCAUGUUCUGGGUUUACCUUAUCAUAUGCGUUGCCCUCGUGUUAUUUGCAGGGUUAAUGUCAGGACUGACUCUAGGGCUCAUGUCCCUUAGUCUUGUCGAGCUCGAGGUCAUGAUCAAAGCUGGUGAACCCCAUGAACGCAGAAACGCUGAAAAGAUUCUGCCACUCGUUAAGAAUCAGCAUCUUCUUCUGUGCACACUUCUGAUAGGCAAUGCUAUGGCCAUGGAGGCUUUACCGAUCUUCGUUGACGCUUUGCUUCCUGCUUGGGGCGCUAUCCUGAUAUCGGUGACUCUCAUACUUGCCUUUGGUGAGAUUCUACCGCAAGCCGUAUGUUCCCGAUACGGACUGAGCAUCGGGGCAAAACUAUCUUUUCUGGUUCGGUUAAUUGUCAUAGUUCUCUUUCCAUUAGCCUAUCCAAUCAGCAAGUUGCUGGACUGGCUUCUCGGGAAGCACCAGUCUUCGCUUUUAAGACGAGCGGAGCUCAAAAUGUUAGUGCAUAUGCAUGGAAACGAGGCAGGGAAAGGCGGGGAACUGACUCGCGACGAAACAACAAUCAUAUCAGGAGCUCUGGAUAUGACCCAGAAGACUGCAAAAGAUGCCAUGACACCCAUUUCUGAGAUCUUCUCGCUCGAUAUAAAUACAAAGCUUGAUGAGAAGACGUUGGGAUUAAUAGCAAGUGAAGGUCAUAGUCGUGUGCCUAUUUACUCGGGAAUCCCUAGAACUAUCAUCGGAUUUAUCCUGGUGAAGAACUUGAUAAAAAUCCGAGCUGAAGACGAGACAACGAUCAGAGAUAUCCCGAUCAGGAGAAUGCCCCGGGUGAAUACAAAUCUCCCUCUUUACGACAUACUCAACAUAUUCCAAACGGGUCGGAGCCACAUGGCUGCUGUUGUCGAAGCCAAGAACGUUAUCAACGGUCCGUUGGAUCACAAGAACGCCAAAGGAUUAGCUUAUAAAUCACCACCACAGGCACAGAGAGAUGAUCAAGUCAUUUUGAGCAUUCCCGGGACAUUUGGUAAUGAAGUUUAUUGUCAGAGUCCAGUCCAAUACAUUGACAGCCAUGCUGAACAAGAUGAGGAACUGGUCGGAAUCAUAACUCUUGAAGAUGUCAUGGAAGAACUCAUACAGGAGGAAAUUUUCGACGAGACUGACAGAUACGUCGAGGUUUAUAAGAGACUCACAGUUAAGAUGUUACCACCGGAAAAGUCGCCGGAAAAAUCCACGUGGAUCUCGGAUCUUGGCCGGAGAAGCCAUCCGCCGUCUCCAAUCACACCGCACCACCAAAGUCCACUGUCUUCAAACAGCAUAACGCCUACACUUCUCCGGUCACCGGUGAAAUCACCGUACCCUAAAUCACCGGUGAUCCGGCCGAAACUGUAUGCUUCUCCUUCACGGUAUUCUCCGGCGCUGUGUUCAGACAUUGAUUGUUCCAGUUCCCUGUCUCCGAACCGGGUCUCGAGGACAUCUUAUGUGAAGCUACCGAGACCAGACGUUUCAUAGUUUCUUGUAAUAAAAUAGAAUAAUUAUCUAUAUCCAAUGCAAUUGUUGUA